This is a messenger RNA of Trichogramma pretiosum, 2222 nucleotides long. RefSeq names its product single Ig IL-1-related receptor-like. The transcript is spliced from 7 exons. Gene Ontology annotation, biological process: signal transduction. The coding region runs from base 338 to 1852 and encodes 504 amino acids. The record is from RefSeq and is a predicted model, not a curated record. NCBI's taxonomy places the organism in Eukaryota, Metazoa, Arthropoda, Insecta, Hymenoptera, Trichogrammatidae.
CUGUGCGAGUAGCAUCGUGCGACUGUUCAAACUUUCCUUCUAUUCGUCCAUGCCGCUGUUGAUCAUAACACUACGCGUACAUGGCUAGUUUACACGUUCUCUCUAACAUUUCGGCUUUGAAUUUUCAGUGAUUUAUCGAAAGAAUCGAUCAUUGGUUGAGAGUAAAAAAAGGUGACGAAUUAUUUAUUCGUAUUUGCCCGAGCGUCUUUCAUACUGUGCUCCCCUGUGAUAAUGUGAUUGAACCGAUUGGUUCGCCAACAUCCUUAUAAAUAAAUAAAUACCUCCAUCGAGUGUGUUUAGUGAUUACAAAUAAAAAGUAACCCAGUGCUCAGAAAUCAUGGCUGCUUUGAAAUUAAAGUUCGUUCGUGUGCUUCUUGUGUGUUUGAUCGUGGCCGCGCCGUUCGCGAGGGCCGAGGACGAUUACUGCACGAGCAAUCGCUUCCAAAAUGCGUUCAGCGGUCUUGGCUUCACCAAGGAGGUGGUGUCCAGCGAAUACGCAAACAUCGCGUCCUUCAAGGCUCUGCACUGCUGCCUGAGAGGAUAUCACAGCAUCGAAUGGUACAAGGACGGCCGACCGUAUCCGUGGCCCGGCAGCGAGAGCAGCUUCAUCCUGUAUCCCGAGAGUGCCAAUCAGACCAUUUACACUCAAGAGGCCAGAGCCUCCGAUGCGGGAAGAUACUCGUGUCGAGCCAGCAACGACACGACUAUCGUCAACGGAGAUAUCACGCUUCAAGUGCUCGGCGAAGACUCCAACAAUGGCUACAAGGGCCGACCGCUGCCGACCUACAAGCCGGCCUCGCAACUGGUCGCCCUCGGCGACACCGCGAGACUCUUCUGCGAGGCUUACCUCGGUCAGGUUUACGUGCCCGACGCGCACAACUCGGUGACCUGGCGCAAGGUCGGCGAGAACGACACCGUGCCGGAGGUCGGACGAGUCUCCCAGUACAGCGUUUCACGAGAUGACAAGCAAGUGGUGGGCUCCUACCUGGUGAUCGAGAGCGUAUCGGCCAUGGAUUACGGCGAAUACGUAUGCGAAAUCAGCAACGGCAUCGACGAAGAGGUUCUGCUCGUUGCUAACAUCUAUCGUUCGAGACCAGUCGUUUUUGGAGUCAACACACCGGAACUCUUAUGGCGCAGGCCUUUGCUCUUCACGAUCCUCGUGGUCUUCAUUCUGUUCUCUCUGAUCGCUCUCUACGUGCGCUGCUGGAUGUCGAUGGCUCUUUUUUGCCGGGACUUCGUCAGGCGACGCUGCGAAAAUGAUGGAAAGGACUUCGACGCUAUAGUUUGCUUCCAUGAAAAAGACUCGGAUUUGGCCACCAACAACAUCAUACCCACUCUCGAAUUCAAGUACAAGUACAAGUGCAUAACUCUGGAGCUCACGCAUCUCACCCAGCACUGGAGCUUGGAGAUCAAUCCACACGCGUCGAACGUCCGUCGCGUCAUACUGAUCGUCAGCCCAGAUUCGAUCAACUCAGGAUGGACCGAAUCGAGCUUCAGCGGUGCGCUGAAACAGUUCUCCAAUCUGCCCAUACCCACGAUCGUGGUCGCUCGCAAAGAUCCACCGGCCAACUUGGUCAGCGUGCGCAAGAACAGCACCACCGGCUGCCAGAUCACCACCGAGAAGCAGCAAACUGCCCUGCCGGACAACGUCACGGUCGUGCCCUGGUCGAACCAGCGUAAAUUCUGGCCGCGAAUUCGACUGGCCAUGCCGACCAUGUGCGCUCCUAGUCACGAGAGCCUGGCCAUGCUCAACACCGUGCCCACCGUGGUCGUCCAGGCGUGCAACGCCGAGCCCGCCCGAGUCCACUUGCCGACCAGCCGGUCGAGCGAGAGCCAGCAGAUACUCGUCUAGAACGAGCACGCGCCUCCCGACGACAGCGUCGGCGGCGGCGGCAGCUGCUACGAAUGGGUAUAAGGCUGCUGCUGCCAGGCUUCUUCUUCGAAGCGAGCCUUUCGAUGUUUGCGUGUACGUUCGUGCGAGUCGAUUUUUAGUUUCUAUAGGGACAGUGUGAUCGAAAAACAUUCAAACAGGCUAUGACGAUUUAGUUUCAUUUUUUAUACACUUUUCAACCUAUCGUAAGACUGUAUACGAACUGCACUUGGCCUAAAACGACAAGGUAUCGCACUAUAAAAGUGUGUGAUAUUAUAUUAGUUAAAAUUAAAAUCAAGGAAUUAAAAAACUAUGCGUGAAUUUUUUCUUCAAAUUCAUUCGAAUAUAAUUA